AGCUAUGAUAAUGUAUUACAGCCACUACAAGGUGUUACGAGGGGCUACGGUUCGUGGUAUGGCGCGUGGCGUCCGUGUGGGGCAACCCGGGUGCGAGGAUGGAAUUCAUACACGGCGCCCGUAGCGGCCUCUUUUAAGUGCUUUGUCAUAAACUACGUGCCCAAUAGUCGUUUCCAAGUCUAGCCGCGUCUGCAAAGCAAUAGGACUGCUCAAGAACUCUCUCGGAGUCUCUUACACGAAGCCGCAGCUUUGCCACUGUGCUUCUCGAGCCUUGUACAAGAUAAUUGUUCAGUCUUCAGCCAGUGCUGCCCGUGAGUGCAGCUGCAAAUACUGUAUCUAUGUCACUUGUUAGCUUGUGUUGUCUUUUGCUUCCCGCUGUCUACUGUGUGUGGGACAUAUGCUUUCGCCGCUCACAGGUCUAAAGCAACGAUCUUGGUCCUGUUGUGUCACAUACAUCAAGCCUGCACGUACGGUCACAAUGGUUUUCUGCCCCGUGUGCAUCACCGCGGCACUGGUCGCCAACGCGCCCGCCAUCGCUGCUAGCAUUGGAGGGGCGGCGGCCGUAAAGAUGUGCCUCAACCAAAAGGCCAACAUGGUGAAGCCGGAGCCAAUGGAGCGCCGGCAGCGCCAGCAGCCGCGUGUUCUUGUGGACCCUGCCAAGAUCGUGCGGUAUGAUGAGCAGGAUUGGUAGGGCGCGUACGGUAGGGCACAGCCCUCGCUCAUUGUUUCAUGGACUUCUACCCUUCAAUGCCAGCACAUGCAGCUGAACGCUGGAUAGGUUAAGGCGAGUGCGGGCUUGGGAUUGGAUGACUUGCUACCGUUGGCGGCGUGAAGGGGCCAUGCAUUUCAUGCUUAUGCGGGGGCACCGGAUGCGGGAUUGGUGUCCGUGCGUCAUUGUAUGGUAGGCAUUGGGCGUGUGAUGGGACAGGGGUUAGGCAGGUUGGCGAGGUCCCGUAGGGUGCAGCUGAUGCCCAUACCCCAAGCAGACGGCAAACAGUUUGCAGCGGCAGAGGAGAAGUGCAUGGCUGGUCGAACGCCGGAGUUACUGUACCGACAAGUUGCUGGCUGGCUGGAAGUUUGCAAUUGGGAGAGCAGGUGUUGCAGAUGUGGCCGCAAUGACUUGCUGCUGUGUACUAUUACUAUCUCACAUAUCGUAUACCUACAUACUAUUGUACAAGUGUUUCUCAGGCGUGUUGUACCCAUAUGUCCCAGUUGUAUCGUGCUGUGAAGGUGACAAGCGAGUUGGGUUGUGGUGCGUGGCUAGGCGCGGACAUUACUGCUACCAGACGCAGGCAGUGCCUGAGGCAGUGGAAGAAACUUGAAGAUGUAACCAUUGGACAAC
Messenger RNA from Chlamydomonas reinhardtii, 1342 nucleotides. RefSeq lists its product as uncharacterized. The record is from RefSeq and is a predicted model, not a curated record. NCBI's taxonomy places the organism in Eukaryota, Viridiplantae, Chlorophyta, Chlorophyceae, Chlamydomonadales, Chlamydomonadaceae. The transcript is spliced from 3 exons. Bases 398 to 691 code for a protein of 97 amino acids.